Molecule: messenger RNA, 1665 nt
Organism: Brassica napus (rape)
Lineage: Eukaryota; Viridiplantae; Streptophyta; Magnoliopsida; Brassicales; Brassicaceae
Product: dnaJ homolog subfamily B member 4-like
Exons: 3
Coding region: 317-1498 (393 amino acids)
Cellular component (GO): cytosol
Molecular function (GO): protein-folding chaperone binding
Source: RefSeq, a predicted model, not a curated record
UCUAACCAACUCGGCUCUUCGUGUCUGUAUGGUAAUCUAAGACCAUGAUUAACCCGGGGUUCUUAGAGUGAAGUUCUUACCGGAAGUUAAGAAACUGUUUCUUAGCUUUUAACUAAAAAAACUAAGAACCGGUUCUUAAAUAAGGACUUUAAGAACCGGUUCUUAGUUUUUUUAGUUAAAAGUUAAAGAAACGAGUUCUUAUAUUCCGUUAAGAGCCCCGUCCUAAGAACCCCCAUUAAUCAUGCUCUAAUCCCUACGUACGACAAGUUGUCCUAAUCUUUCUCUUCCCCGAUCAUCAUCUUCUUCGUCCCUCACGAUGGCGACUCCAAGAUCACCGGCGACAGCAUGCAAAGCAUACAAGUCCCUCGUCACCAAAUUGCAUCCCCUCUCUUCUCAUCUCGAAUCCGACUCCAACGCCGAUUCCGCAAUCCAUCUGGAGGAGAAAUUCGCGGAGGAUGAUGACCUGACCGCUGCUAGAAAAGGUCUACGGUUACAGAGCAUGGACGAUAGCUCCGUCUUCAAACGCCGUUCUUCUUCUCUGCGAUCAAACUCCAGCAGCCGUCGCAGCCACACGCCGCAAGCUCGUCCCACGUACCUCUCAUCCUCCUCCUCCUCCUCUUCAAACCGCCGGUCUUUUUUCUCCAGAAGCACCAGCCGCGGUCACAAAUCGCGCCCCGUCUCGAACAACGCGAGCCCCAUGACGUCGUCACCGAGCCCGACAGGGAAAGAUCAAACGUUAGCUGAUUUGUUCGGCGACGUGGAAGGACUCACGUCUCCUCCUCCUCGUAUGAUUACGAAGAGCCGUAGCAAGAGAGAUAAAGAGAACAGCGGCUCGUCGGCCACGUCUGUGGCGUUUAGGAAGAGCAAGAGCACGAGGGAUACGGUUGGAUCGAUGGGGAGGAGCUCCACGCCUAUUGUUUUCUCGCAGUCGACGCCGCCGAAAAAGCCGCCGGCUGUGGAGAAAAUGCUCGAGUGUACGUUGGAAGAACUCUGCCAUGGGGGAGUCAAGAACAUCAAGAUCACUAGAGACAUCAUCACCGAUGAAGGAUUGAUUAUGAAACAAGAAGAGACGUUAAGAGUGAACAUCAAACCAGGAUGGAAGAAAGGGACCAAGAUCACAUUCGAAGGAGUAGGGAACGAGAAACCUGGCUACCUCCCGGAAGACAUCACAUUUGUGGUUGAAGAAAAGAGACACUCUCUGUUCAAAAGCCGUGGAGAUGACUUAGAGAUUGCGGUAGAGAUACCUCUCCUAAAGGCUUUAACGGGGUGUAAUCUCUCUGUGCCGUUAUUGAGUGGUGAGUCAAUGUCAAUAUCUGUAGGAGAAGUGAUCUUUCAUGGAUUCGAGAAGGCGAUCAAAGGUCAAGGUUUGCCAAAUGGUAAAGAAGAUGGUAAACGUGGAGAUUUGAUAAUAACGUUUUUAGUGAGUUUCCCUAAAGAGUUGAGCGAGGAACAUAGAUCAAUGGCCUAUGAGGUUUUGAAAGAUUGUUCCUGGGUGUAAUGGUUGGUUACUAUAUAUGGGGUCCAUUCCAUUCACUUCAUGUCUUUAUGUGUAUUCUUGUUUGUAUAUAAGAUUCACAAGUUGAGGCUUUAAAGUUGUGACUUGUUGACACUAGGCUGUUUUUAUAUGAAUCUUGCUGUGGAUGAUACCAAUUGUUCUUUUAGUUU